CUGCUAAUUUACAGCCAAAUACCCAUUAAUCAAUUUGUCAAUCCCAUCCCUUACUCCAAAAGAAAAUAAGCACUCCUGCUCGAAGUCUUUUUAUUGACGGAUGGGUGCAUUUGUAAAUUUAAAGGACUUGAGCAGACUUUGGCCUGCAAGUAUUUGUUCAGCUUCAACAUGCCAUACAUAUCUAGAAGUAGCUUUCCUCUGAAAACCUCCCCUCUUUUUUCUUGCUAUUUACGAUGAAACCAAUUCUCACACUGCUCUACCUUUUCCUGUUUCUGUAUGUUGUCACCCUCUUGGUGGCCGGAGAUUUGCCAGCUACGUACACUCCGGUGGAAGAUAUCACCCUUGCUUGUGGCACUAAUGGGAUUGUCACUGACGCUUAUGGCACUUAUAAUUCAAGAAAUUGGAGUGGAGAUAUCAAUUCAAAAUUCUCGCCCAUUGGUAACAGUAACACCACUCCGUGGGGAAGAGGGCGGCUUUCUCACUCGGAAUUUACUUACAGAUUCAAUCUAACUGCAGGCCAAAAGUUCAUUCGCUUGUACUUCAACUACCCAUAUUCCAACACCAACGACCCAUAUUCCAACACCAGCUCCACAUAUUCCAACACCAACUCCAACGCUCUCUUCUCUGUAAAAGCCGGUGACUUCACCCUUCUUGACAACUUCAAUGCUAGCAGACAUUACACAGAAUUUUGUUUGAACGUUGACGAAGAACAGAGUCUAAAGACUUUCAACAUCACAUUCAGUCCAAGCAAAGACGCCUACGCGUUUAUCAACAGUAUUGAAAUCGUGUCGAUGCUAACCAGUCUUUACUACUCUGCAGCGGAAAGCGAUGGGUUUCAGUACGUCGGAGGUAGCCAACUCAAGUAUCGCAUCGAAAACAGCACGGCUCUGCAGACGCUCUACCGACUAAACAUUGGCAGCCAUUCCGAUGAAGACAUUGGCGUCCAAUCCGAUGAAGACAUGUACCACCAGUGGGAUUCUUACGAUGCCGGGUACUUGGAUCGUUUAAGUGAAACAAUCAGCGUGGAAUCACACAACUCUACAAUCAUACAGCUCAAAUUUGUUAAAAUUCCUCAGUACUCAGCACCAGCAGAUGUUUACCUUACAGGCCGGUCCCCGGGGUUGAAGAACUACAAUCUCACCUGGAGAUUUCCGGUAGAUUCUUCAUUCCAUUACCUUGUGAGGCUGCAUUUCUGUGAGUUUGAACCAAGUUUUACCCAGUCUGGGGACAGAAAGUUUCAAAUCAACAUAGACAACCAAACAGUGGAAGAAGGAGCGGACAUAAUCCAAUGGAGUGGUGGAACUGGGAUUCCAGUUUACAGAGACUAUGUUGUGUACAUGUCUAGCCCUGAAAAUGAAACGGAAGUACUUCUCUCUCUCUCUCUUGCAGCAGAUGAGAAGAGCUCAUAUAAUGAGGCAAUCCUGAAUGGGCUCGAAAUCUUCAAACUCCUUGACUCGAAUGUCUCAUAUGACGCCCCACACAAUCCUGAUUCACCGCAAGUGAAAAGACCAAAAAAGUUGAGUGAGUCAACUCCUACAGUUGCCAUUGUUGCUGGUGUAAUUUCCAGCAUAAUUGUGUUCUCGGUGAUCGGAUUCUUGGUCUUCAGGCGAGGAUGGAAAGCUAAGGACUCAAGAUCCAGCCACAGGACAAAGAAGUCAAGGAAGGUCUAUAAGUCAUCUUUACCGACUUAUUUCUGUCGUCAUUUUUCACUGCCAGAGAUCAAAGUCGCCACUGAAAACUUCAAUGCUACUUCUAUUAUUGGAGUCGGAGGAUUCGGCAAUGUCUACAAAGGACGGAUUGACGGCGAGGCAACCCUUGUCGCAGUCAAGAGGCUGAAACCGGAUUCAUCACAGGGUGCCCAUGAGUUUAAAACGGAAAUUGAAUUGCUCUCCCAAAUCCGUCAUCGCCAUUUGGUGUCUUUGAUUGGAUUUUGUAAUGAUAAAGGUGAGAUGAUCUUAGUGUAUGAUUACAUGGCACGUGGGACACUCAGGGACCAUCUCUACAACACUGAGAACCCACCACUUCCUUGGAAAGAACGGCUACAGAUUUGUAUUGGCGCAGCACGAGGGUUGCAGUACCUUCAUAGUGGUGCCAGGGGCACCAUCAUUCACCGUGACGUGAAGAGCACUAACAUCUUAUUGGAUGAAAACUGGGUGGCCAAGGUUUCAGAUUUUGGGCUGUCGAAAGGCACGAAUGACAUGUCCAAAACCCACAUCAGCACUCUGGUGAAAGGCAGUUUCGGGUAUCUGGACCCAGAAUACUUCCGAACACAACAUCUGACUCCUCAAUCAGACGUCUACUCAUUCGGUGUAGUGUUGUGUGAAGUAUUGUGUGUGAGGCCAGCUGUGAUACAUACAGAGGAAAUUAGGCAAGCAAGCCUGGCUGAGUGGGCCAAGAGCUGUCAUCAGAAUGGGGAACUUGAUCAAAUCAUUGAUCCAAUUUUGAGAGGUAACAUCACAGCCGAGUGCCUGAAUAAGUUUACUGAGGUAGCUAUCAGUUGCAUGCAUGAUAAUGGAACAGAACGGCCGUCCAUGACUGAUGUUGUUAGGGGGCUUGAGCUUGCCUUGCAGCUUCAGCAGAGUGCAGAAGGGAAUAUCAACUGCAUUGAAAGGAAUGUCGAAACUGAAACAAGCAGUAGUGAGAAAAGUUGUGCCACCAACAAUUCCAUUAAAUGCAUAUCUGCGACAAUCUUAUCUGAGAUUAACAACCCAAGUGGGAGAUGAUGAGCAUCAAUUCAAAGCAAUGAGAGCAAUCUGGAUAGAAUCAUACCGGGUAAGUAUUAUCACAUUAAGUAUUCCAACUGGAUUUGCUAGGAAAAAACAAUAGAAUGCAAAAUUAUUUGCAGUCCCAGCACAUUACACUUGAUUCUAUAUCCCUAUGGUAGUCCUACCAUUACCUUUCAUCAAUGUACUAUAUAGUUUAUGAAGCUUAUUACUGUUGAAUGCAACAGAAGAGUUGCUCAUGAUAAAAGAAAGUCAUAUUUUGGAAAGCAAAGAAUGAUAAUACAUUUGUAAUGACAAGACUCUUUUCAUGUCAAAAUUUCCUACACAUUUCAUUCAAAAUUACAAAUGGGAAAUAAUGAGUCAUUAUUACUGGUACAA
Messenger RNA from Rosa rugosa (rugosa rose), 3101 nucleotides. RefSeq names its product receptor-like protein kinase FERONIA. The coding region runs from base 234 to 2723 and encodes 829 amino acids. Gene Ontology annotation, cellular component: plasmodesma; plasma membrane. The transcript has a single exon. Gene Ontology annotation, molecular function: transmembrane receptor protein tyrosine kinase activity; ATP binding. The record is from RefSeq and is a predicted model, not a curated record. NCBI's taxonomy places the organism in Eukaryota, Viridiplantae, Streptophyta, Magnoliopsida, Rosales, Rosaceae. Gene Ontology annotation, biological process: protein autophosphorylation.